ACCACUCGUACUCCCACUUGAUCGGCCCGGGCUAGAAAGAAAAAAAAAAUCAUUCGAUUCCCCAGUCAGCUGCAGAGCGCACACGGCUCCUGCGCCCAAAAGAAUCCCGUGCGCUAGACGCUAGCUAGCCAGCACCCCACAGGCCGCGGCACAGCCACAGCCAACACGGCCAUGGGGGCCAGCGUGAUGGGGUGGCUCGGCGGCGAGUCGCAGGCGGCUUUCCCGUGGAAGCUGCUGCUGCUGUUGGCGGCCCUGGCCUGGUGCGCCGUGCGCGCGCUGGAGUGGGCAUGGUGGCGGCCGCGGCGACUGGACCGGGCGCUCCGGUCGCAGGGCCUCCGCGGCACGGCGUACCGCUCCGUCGCAGGGGACGCGCCGUUGACCGAGCGGCUCAACCGGGAAGCCAGGUCCCGGCCCAUCCCGCUGGGCUGCCACGACAUCGUGCCCAGGACGAUGCCGCUGUUCCAUCAGGCCAUGAAGGAGCACGGUAAAACGUCGAUCACCUGGCUCGGGCCGGUGCCCAGGGUGACCAUAACCAAGCCCGAGCUGGUGAGAGAAGUUCUGUCAAACAAGUUCGGUCACUUCGAGAAGCUCAAGUUUGGUAGUCUUCAGAGGAGGCUGCACAACGGCGUGGGCAGCCACGAUGGCGAGAAAUGGGCCAAGCACAGGAGGAUCAUCAACCCCGCAUUCCAUCUCGAGAAACUGAAGCGAAUGUUGCCGGCUUUUGCCGCAUGUUGCACGGAUUUAGUGAAGAGGUGGGAGGGUUUGGUUACGGAUGGACAGGCAUGCGAGGUGGAUGUUUGGCCCGAGAUGCAGAACCUGACAGGGGAUGUCAUCUCCCGCGCCGCAUUCGGCAGCAGCUACCUCGAAGGCAGGAGGAUUUUCCAGCUUCAGGGGGAGCAGCUUAAGCUCGUCGUGCAGUCUAUGAGCAAGAUGCAUAUCCCUGGAUACUUCUACCUGCCUACCAAAACCAACCGAAGGAUGAAGCAGAUUCAAUCAGAGAUCGAAGGGCUCCUGAAGGGCAUCAUCGCGAAGAGAGAGAACGGCUUGAGAACCGGCAAGGCGACUAGCGAUGAUCUUCUUGGCGUGCUGCUGGAAUCGAACAUGGAGCACCGCCGGGGUGCCGGCAACUCGAAAGCCGGAAUCACCACUGAUGACGUGAUCGGGGAGUGCAAGCUGUUCUACUUCGCCGGCAUGGAGACCACGUCAGUGCUGCUCACGUGGACGAUGAUCGUGCUCUGCAUGCACCCGGAGUGGCAGGACCGCGCGAGGGAGGAGGUGCUUCACGUAUUCGGCGCCAGAACGCCGGACUACGACGGCCUUAGCCGCCUGAGAAUCGUAACGAUGGUGCUGUACGAGGUGCUGCGGCUGUACACGCCGCUGACGGCGCUCCAACGCCGCACUUACAAGCCGAUGGAGCUCGGCGGCUUCAGGUACCCGGCGGGCGUGGUGCUGAUGCUUCCUCUGCUGUGCAUUCACCACGACAAGGACGUGUGGGGUCCCGACGCCAGCGAGUUCAGGCCGGAGAGGUUCGCGGAGGGGAUCUCCAAGGCGUCCAAGGACGUGCCGGCGUUCUUCCCCUUCGGCUGGGGGCCGCGCACCUGCAUCGGCCAGAACUUCGCGCUGCUCGAGGCCAAGAUGGGGCUCGCCAUGAUCCUGCAGCGCUUCGCGUUCGAUCUCUCGUCGGCCUACACGCACGCGCCGUUCCCCGUCGGCAUGCUGCAGCCGGAGCAUGGCGCGCAGGUCAUGCUCAGGAGGCUUCCCUGAGCUGCCUGCACUUGGAUGUGUUAACCUGCAUGUACAGCAUAAUCAGUGGAGCUUGGGCGAAGGGGCCGGUAAAGUUAAAUAGGUUUGAUAAUAAGAGUCUGAAUUAAUAAAAUAUAAGAGGUUGAAUUAAUAAAAUUUAAAAAUUAUUAUAAAAUAUAAAAAAUAUACUAUAAAAUAAAAAAAUUUGUUGGACUGUAAGAAUGCUCCGCCUCUCUCCGCGGAAGCAAGUAACAGUACCUAUCCUUGCAAGUCACGGUUGUGAAUAUUGUAAGGUUAAACGUGUCGAUGACUUAGUUACCAGUCAAGACUUCAGAUCCGCAGCAAGUCCCUGUUUUCAGUAUGCACUGGUCAGGGUCAUGACUACAAGUAACUGGGGUCAUAUUGAAUUGGUCCUCAAACAAGAAAAUAAAUGCUCGUUGAAUUCA
Molecule: messenger RNA, 2189 nt
Organism: Phragmites australis (common reed)
Lineage: Eukaryota; Viridiplantae; Streptophyta; Magnoliopsida; Poales; Poaceae
Product: cytochrome P450 CYP72A616-like
Exons: 5
Coding region: 172-1764 (530 amino acids)
Molecular function (GO): monooxygenase activity; iron ion binding; heme binding
Source: RefSeq, a predicted model, not a curated record